UUCCACAGGAACCUGCUGCUGCUGCUGCGCCCGCAGCCCCGCCGCGGCUGCUCCGGAGCCUUCGCCUCAAGGCCAGCAGCUCUCGCCUUGCUCCCGGGAAGGAGCUCGGGAAGCAGCCAGCUGGAUCCCCCAGCAUCCCCCGGAGGCUGUGCUGAUCCCGUGGGGAGCAGGAGCUCCGGGGAACUCGGCAUGAAAAGAACCUGAGCGACAUCCACAGCUCCAGCGCAGACCAGGCAGCUCCUGACACAAGUCACUGUGCUUGGAAGAAAGUUACUCCUUCAUUUAGGAAGAUUUCAGAUGCUUCACACUUGAUUUGCUUUUUUUGCCAGCACAAUGAAGGAAAUGUCCUGCUUCUGCUUGACUUUUUCUUCCUUGUUGGAACAGAUGGUGAAGGCUUACAAAUACGUGACGGGUAUUUUUUCAGUGACUCAUAGCUCAGAGCCACAGGUUUCAGAUGGUGAUAAGAAGCUCACCAGGAUGGAUGUAAGCAUGCUUGAGGAGCAGUAUGACCAUAUAAAACAGAAGCAAAAACUGCAACCACACAUUAUUUUAUAUAAAACAGGUGGACAUGAUUCUCUUCUGCCAGAAUCAAUGAUCAACCCUGUGCUAAUUAAUAAGAAAGUUAAAAGAUCAAAGUCAUGUAGAGGAGAUGUCCCUGUCAGAAAGGUCACACUGGAGACAAUGAACGGUGGCGACUCAGAAGAUGACUUGCUCUGGCGUGUCCACCUGGGAAGUCACCGCCUGGGGCAGGCCCUGGGACAAGGAGAUUCCUUGGAUCUCUCCCACUGCAAAGGCACACCAUGGAGUUUUGACAACCAGAGACUGAUUUCAAAGGGAAAUGGCACACCACAGACCAAGGAACCAGCAGGAGCAAGUGAACUGUCUGAGCUCGGGCAGCUGGGAAGCUCAAGCGUGUUGAACAGUCUCAGCAAAGAGAACGGCUGCAACAUUUCAAGCUCCUGCCAAAAGCCUCCUCUGAAAUCACCCACUGCAGCUCUUUGGGCACAUCAGCAGAUUUCUGCUACAAAAUGCAUGCCAGCCUGCAACAAACUGAACUUUUACCCUUUCCCAAAUAGGAAAGGGCCCAGAAUUUCUGAAGCUGCAAGGAGGCUUGGGUUGUAUGUCUCACAAUGAGGACAUUCAGUAAUACCGAAAACUUAGUCAAAACCUUGACUAAAACUUAAAAUAGCAAAGUAGCCCUUCUAGUUACACAGAUCAACCUACUGAGGGUUUACUACUAUUAUUAGCCACGGAAGAUUCUGACUAUAUAAUCUUUAAUAUUUUUACAAUUUUUAACAUAUGAUUUCAUCAUUCAAGAUAUUCAAGAUAAUUUCUGAUGUAUUUUUAAAUCAAUUAAUAAAACCUCUGCUCAUUUCUA
Molecule: messenger RNA, 1378 nt
Organism: Vidua macroura (Pin-tailed whydah)
Lineage: Eukaryota; Metazoa; Chordata; Aves; Passeriformes; Viduidae
Gene: C1H9orf152
Product: chromosome 1 C9orf152 homolog
Exons: 3
Coding region: 334-1134 (266 amino acids)
Source: RefSeq, a predicted model, not a curated record